Molecule: messenger RNA, 3969 nt
Organism: Drosophila navojoa
Lineage: Eukaryota; Metazoa; Arthropoda; Insecta; Diptera; Drosophilidae
Gene: Graf
Product: GTPase regulator associated with FAK
Biological process (GO): signal transduction
Cellular component (GO): cytoplasm
Molecular function (GO): GTPase activator activity; protein binding
Source: RefSeq, a predicted model, not a curated record
GCAAAGUCAACAAUAACAGCAUCAAAAGUAAAAACAAAAACAACAAAAAUGGGCGGCGGCAAAGACAUACGCCGCGGCCUAGAGCCCUUGGAGUUUGAGGAAUGCAUCGUCGAUAGUCCCGAGUUUCGUGAUAAUUUGAAUCGUCACGAAAAGGAAUUGGAUCACACUAGUCAACAGAUCAAGCGCAUUAUCAAAGAGGUUAAAGAUCUAAUGAGUGCCGCAAAAGUGCUUUCCACACGAAUGAAACAGUUGGCCAUUCUGUUGAACGAUUUCAACUUUGAGUGCAUCGGCACCGCUCAGACCGACGAUGAGAACGUCAUUUGUGAGAGCUUAAAGCGCUUCGGUGCGAUUAUUGGCACCAUCGAGGAUGAACGCGAGAAAAUGCUAACUCUUGCGGAUAAACAUAUUAUUGAAUCGCUGGAGGAUUUUCGCAAGAAACAAAUCGGCGGUGUCAAGGAGAACAAAAAGAAGUUUGACAAGAAGACGGAGAAGUUCUGUCAGUCACAGGAGCGCUUCCUCAACAUGUCAACCAAAAAGCCAGAGAACACGAUACAAGAGGCCGAUGCCAGUUUGGGCAUGCAUGAGCGCGAAUACAUUCAGGAGUCGCUCAGCUAUGUACUGCGCAUCCAGGAGGUGCAGGAACGCAUCAAAUUCGAGUUUGUCGAAAUACUAUUGGCAUUCAUAUCUGGCUGGCUGGUAUUCUAUCACACCGCUCACGAGCAGGCCGAGGACCAUCGCGACUAUCUGCAGGAUCUGAGGCACAAAGUCCAAAAGACUCGCGAAAAUUUUGAGGAAGCUCGCGAAAAGGUCACCGAGCUAAAGACCAAGUACAUGGAAAAGCGUACGAAGUCGGAGGAGAUAUUCACCAAACGCGGCUAUUUGUUUUUGAUGGAAAAGAGUUCCCUUCUGAAAAUCUCACUUUUAGAGCCUUUCAAAGCAACAUGGACGAAAUACUAUUGCACAUUCAAGAAGCAGAAGCGCGAAUUCACAAUGCUCCAGUUCAAUCAGAUGAACCACAGCUUUACGCGUCCCGAGGCGCGUGAGGACGAGAAGCUGACCCUGUUCUCGUGCCAGCGUCGGGCGUCGGAGUUUGAGAAGCGUUUCUGCUUCGAUCUAACAUUCAAGGAGAGGCCGGGCAUUGUCUACACAUUUCAGGCGCUGAGCGAGAAGGAUCAUCGCUCCUGGCUGAGCGCCAUGGACGGCACGGAGCCGACGUAUCUGGUGCCCGGUAAAAUGAAAGCCACUGAGGCCUAUCAAUUGGAUGAGACCGGCUUCAUGUUUGUACGCCGAUGUAUACAAAUUCUGGAGGGCCGCGGUCUGGAGGACGAGGGCAUUUAUCGGAAGAGCGGCGUGGGCACCAAAAUCAACAAGCUGCUCGCGCUCGGCAUGGAGCGCAAGGACAACGAGGAUGUCUUCACCGAUGACAAGUAUCGUGAUCUCAUGGAGAGCAACACCAUUGCCAGCGCCCUCAAGAUGUAUCUGCGCAAUCUGAACGAGCCCCUCAUGACCUAUCACUAUCACAGCGGCUUCAUCGAGGCAGCCAAGAAAGAGAGCCUCAAUCAGCGCGUCAACGAGGUUCACAAACUGGUCUACAAGCUGCCGCAGCCAAACUUUGAAAUGCUGGACAUGGUCAUCAGGCAUUUAACAGAAGUCUCGCGCAAAUACGAGAAGAACAAAAUGUCUGUAUUCAACUUGGGCGUUGUCUUUGGGCCAACUCUGCUGCGUCCGCUGGAGGAGACGGUCGCCGCCAUUUUGGACAUCAAGUUCAACAAUAUUGUCAUCAACAUACUCAUCGAGAACUAUGAGCGCAUCUUCAAGAACGAUCCGAGCACUGGCGUAGCCACAGCUGUCAAUGCCGCUGUCUCAGCAGCCAAUCUGCAUCCGAGCAGCAGCAGUCCGCCGACGAGAAUGCCGCGUGCCUCACAGGUGGGCAAGGCUGCAUCGACAGGUGGCGGCGGUGGCGGCGGCGGCGGUGGGAGUGUGGGACGUAGCUCGCUGUAUUCGCCAGAACAGAAGGUGUACCGAGUGCUGGCCAAAUCCAAUUAUCAAGAUCCCACAAUGUCGUCCAGCUUGCAGAAUAUUCCAAAUGGCAUGAUCUACGCCCAUGGGCCGGCCAGUGCGAGCAACAGCACACCGCCCGGCGGUGUCACCAGCAGCAGCAGCAACACAAAUGGCGGCGCCGGCGGCGGCGGAGGCGUUGGCUCUUCGCUGACGGUGGUGUCGGCGCAUGCGACGAACGGUGCACGGCCCGCCCAAAUGGGCAGCAUGAAGAACCUGCACGCCAUGACGCAAAACGAGCUCGGCGGUCGUCGCAGCGGCUCCUCGAGCACGGAUGCAGCGGCCGCCGUCUAUGGCAUACUGGGCGGCGGCGGUGGCCCCAGCACAAACGGUGGGGCAGCGCUGCAGGCGCAUCAUGCGACGCCGGCCACGGCCAGCAGCAAUCUGCGGCAUGCCGACUAUCUAAUGGCCACGGCCACACCGGUGGCCCAGUCGGCGUCCAGCAGUCACAUCUAUACGAACGCCAGCAGCAAUCGUCUCAGCCUAAACGAUGUCUCCCCGCCCACGGCCACAAUGCGCAAGGAGCGCCACCUGCAGACCUCUGGCAGCAGCAGCGCCGUCAUUGGCAGCGGGCCACAGCAGCAUCCGCCGGUGCAGCGCAGUCACUUUGCCUACAGCCAGGCGAAGCACUAUUCACCGGUGGCAGCCGCCUCCACAUCCAGCUCCAAUGAGAGCGUCUGCGACUCGCUCUCCUCGAACAAUGGCCUGAUUGGUGUCGGCGUCGGCGGCAGUGGAGGCGCUGCCCUCAUUACUGGCGGCGGUGGCGGCGGCGGCGGCGGCAGCAGCGCCAAUGUGACGCGUUUGCUGAACGCACGCAGCUCGAUCGAUUAUCCGCCAAUCACAUCGCAGACAUCGUCGCUGUCCACACUGCUGGGCAGCACCUGUGAUGACAUUGUUACGGCCACCGCGGCGCCAUCCAUGAUCGGGGGCAGCGGCAUGGGCAGCCUCACCGGCGCCGGCAACGGUAGCGGCUCGACCAACGAGAGCGCCGACUAUGCGCCAACCAAAAUGCAUCGCAAUCGUGACAUCAACCAAAUCAAGCGGGAUCUAUCCGCGGGCACAGCACGCGUGCGUACUCUGUAUGCCUGCAUGGGCGAGAGCGAGGGCGAGCUAUCCUUUGAGCCAAAUCAGAUUAUAACAAAUGUGCGAUUCUCCCAUGAGCCUGGCUGGCUGCAAGGCACGCUGAAUGGCAAGACGGGUCUUAUACCGGAGAACUAUGUGGAGCAUCUGAAGCCAUACCACUAGAGUUUUGCAUUCUGGAGCAUUCUGACCCUCCUCCUCCUCCUCCAGCCCGCUCCAGCCCGCUCCAGCUGCCUCGUUCCAGAACUGCGUCUAGCCUAGUGUAGUGUAAGCCACAUUAGCCCAAGUCUCUGUCAUAUUAGAGCGCCAACCAAAAUCGCAACUGUAAAAUUGUAUAAAAACUGAGAGGGAGAUAGAUAGAAAGAGAGAGAGAGAGAGAAAUGGAGCGAGUGAGCGAGCGUGAGAGGGGAAAUGCCACAGUGCGACGCAAAUAUAACUAAUGCUUAAAUGGUUAUAGAUAUACGUGUAUGUAUAUGCAUAUAUAUGUAUAUCUAUAUACAAAAAUAUGUAUGUAUAUAUGCUUACUGUAAUGUUUAAUCUUAACUGUAGUCCCUAAGCCUUAUGUGAAGUGUUAAGUCUAAGCCAUAAAAGCCACCAGUUUACUUUAGUAAUUUACUGCAACCAAUACCAACAACAACAAACAAAUAACAACAACAACAACAACAAAUAGAACUCGUUACGAACUAUUCAUAGAGAAGCGUCAAGUUGCGAGAAAAUCAUGUAAUUUUUUUUUUUAACAAGCUGAAAUUGUAUAGAGAUGAAAAAUUCAAAUGAAAAUGGAAAACUUUGUUAAAGUUGAAGUUGGCGAACGAGACGCACAGAAAGCGAAAA